GGUGGAUCCGCGAUUCAUAUAUAAACCUGCGCAGAUUUUUUAUCCGCAUUCAAUCUACUUCGACGUAGCUAGCUAAACUAUACAAAAUGAAAUUCGCAGUUGUCGUGUUAGCGUGUAUGGUGGCUGCCAGCAAUGCGCAGUUCAAUCGGUUUGGUAGUCCAUUCAGGCCGAGCCCAGCCCGUUUCAACCCCGUGGCGGCGCCUGCGCCUCUCCGACCUGAGCCUGUGCGCUCCGUCGCUAGGGUAUCUGAUGAACGAUCUGCUUCCAUCCUAAGAUCCGAGAGCGAGAUCAACCCUGAUGGCUCCUACAGCUACGCGUUCGAAACUGACAACGGUAUUGCUGCCCAGGAACAAGGCACACCCCGUAACUUUGGUGGCAAUCCCCCAGUCAUUCCUGAUGUAGCUCAAGGUUCAUUCUCAUGGACUUCUCCUGAAGGUCAAGUUGUUUCCAUCGCUUAUGUUGCUGAUGAGAAUGGAUACCAACCACAGGGUGAUGCUAUCCCCACCCCUCCUCCAGUUCCCGCACAGAUCGCCAGAGCCUUGGACUACAUCGCCAGGAAUGCGCCCAGGAAGUAAAUAAAUUAAUGAAUCUCAUCUCACCGCCUUUACUGUUGAUAUAGAUGUAUUUAGAUCGCAAGUUUUAAUAUAAUGUUAUAAAUACUCAAUAUUACUUUACAAUGUUUAAUGUGCAAAUGUAAAUAAAUAUUUUUAUUAUA
Messenger RNA from Galleria mellonella (greater wax moth), 715 nucleotides. Its product is annotated as larval cuticle protein LCP-22-like. Gene Ontology annotation, cellular component: chitin-based extracellular matrix. The record is from RefSeq and is a predicted model, not a curated record. The coding region runs from base 87 to 575 and encodes 162 amino acids. NCBI's taxonomy places the organism in Eukaryota, Metazoa, Arthropoda, Insecta, Lepidoptera, Pyralidae. The transcript has 4 exons. Gene Ontology annotation, molecular function: structural constituent of chitin-based larval cuticle.